Messenger RNA from Entamoeba nuttalli P19, 1485 nucleotides. RefSeq names its product proline--tRNA ligase. Gene Ontology annotation, biological process: prolyl-tRNA aminoacylation. The record is from RefSeq and is a predicted model, not a curated record. The annotation marks the transcript as partial. Lineage: Eukaryota; Evosea; Mastigamoebida; Endamoebidae. Gene Ontology annotation, molecular function: ATP binding; proline-tRNA ligase activity. Gene Ontology annotation, cellular component: aminoacyl-tRNA synthetase multienzyme complex; cytoplasm. The transcript has a single exon.
AAAGAAGGAAAUUUCCCAGAAUGGUAUUCUCAAAUUGUAGUUCAAUCAGGAUUGAUUGAAUAUUAUGAUAUCUCAGGAUGUUAUAUUUUAAAACCAUCUGCUUAUGGAAUUUGGGAAAAUAUCCAACAUUUUAUUGAUGUUAGAAUUAAGAAAAUGGGAGUUGAAAAUGCAUAUUUCCCAUGUUUUGUUUCACAAGCUACUCUUAAAAAAGAAGAAGAUGAAUUAAAUGGAUUUACACCAGAAGUUGCAUGGGUUACUAAAUCAGGACAAUCUGAUCUUCAAGAACCAAUUGCAUUAAGACCAACAUCAGAAACAAUUAUUUAUCCAGCAUUUAAGAAUUGGAUUUCUGGACAUAGAGAUUUACCAAUCAAAGUUAAUCAAUGGUGUAAUGUUGUUAGAUGGGAAUUUUCACAUCCAUAUCCAUUUAUUAGAACACGAGAAUUUUUAUGGCAAGAAGGUCAUACUGCUUUUGCUACACAAGCCGAAGCAGAAAAAGAAUGUCAUGAAAUUUUAGAAUUAUAUGCAUCUGUUUAUGAAGAUCUUCUUGCUGUUCCUGUUAUUAGAGGAAAAAAAUCUAAAGGAGAAACAUUCCCAGGUGCAUAUUAUUCAUUAACUGUUGAAUGUAUUAUUCCAACUAAUGGAAGAUCAGUACAAGCAGCAACUUCUCAUCAUCUUGGACAAACAUUCUCUAAAUUAUUCCAAAUUGAAUUUGAAGAUGAAGAUAACAAGAAACAACUUGUUUGGCAAAACUCAUGGGGAUUAUCUACACGUUCUAUUGGUGUUACUAUUAUGACACAUGGAGAUAAUAAAGGUAUUAUUGUUCCACCACGUGCUGCACAAAAACAAGUUGUUAUUAUUACUCUUCACCAUAAAGGAUCUCCUAACGAUGAAAUGGAUGCUAAAGCUGAAGAAUUAACACAAGUUUUAAUUGAUAAUGGAAUUAGAGCAUUUGCUGAUACUAAUGAAAUGCAUAAACCAGGAUGGAAAUUCUCAGAAUAUGAAAUGAGAGGUAUUCCAAUAAGAAUUGAAUUAGGUCCAAGAGAUUAUGAAGGAAAGAAAGUUGUUAUUGUUAGAAGAGAUAAUGGUGCUAAAAGUGAAUCAAGUUGGGAAGAUUUAAUUACAAAUAUUAAAAAGACUAUUGAUGAAAUGCAUCAUGAUAUGUAUGAAAAAGCACUUAAAGCAAGAGAUGCACAUGUAGUCAAAAUUUCUACAUGGAAUGAAUUUAUGGAUAGUCUUGAUAAGAGAUGUUCAUGUUUAGCACCAUGGUGUGAAGGAGAAGAAUGUGAAAAGUGUAUUAAGACUAGAUCAGCUGCUGAAUCAAUUGAAAGAGCUAAGAGUCAGUCUGAUAAAGAACAAGCUAUUUUAACAGGAUCUGCUAAAGUACUUUGUAUUCCAUUGAAACAAGAUCCACUUCCAGAAGGAGCAGUUUGUUUCCAAUGUGGAAAGAAAGCAACUACAUACGGAUGUUUUGGAAGGUCAUAUUAA